AUGGCUGACUCAGGCCCCCAGGGGAAAAGCAUCAGUUACCAAAUUCUUCUUCUGGGCCUUUUGGACCUGUCAAUGUCAGGAACAAACAUUUCCAACAUCGUUCUUAGAUUUAUGCAGGAAGAAGAAAGUGAAGUUUCAAUUACAAUGAACGAGGUCGUUGAUGAUGAUGAUGUUGUGGCGAGAGAGGAGAAAGAAGAAGAGGAGGAGGACGAAAACGUUGUGAUUGUGGCUGUUUGUUUGUUCUAAAUUCGGUGCUAUCCUUACCUGAGCUUUCAUCCUAAUCAACCUUUCCUCUAUAGUUCUGGUUUUGAUUCUUGUUUAUUUUUUGACUUGUUGCUUUUUUUUCUUCUUGUAGAUUUGAUUUUCUUGACCUUGUAAGACCUAUUCUUGACCUUGUAAGACCCAACCACAUCUUCUAUCUCCUUACCUUUUGUUGUCGUGUGGACCUUAGAUCACUGUAAAUUGAUUAAAGGUCUUUUCACUAUCUUUCUUCGUUCCCACCCAACUCACGUUCUCCUUCCUUGUCUAUCCCUUCUGAGCUUUUUUUUUCUCAUUAAAGAGAGAUACUUAAGGGCUAUGUUUCUUGGCAGAAACAUAUCCCAUUUUUUUUUUACCUUUCAGUAGUAGACAAAAAGAAACCUAAUUCUUCAUUUUCAUCAACAAGAACAAACCCAAAUCCUCCAUGUCAACCGGCAUCAAGAGUCCUGUGUCUGUUAAGCCAGCAUGUUAACAAAGAAGAAAACCUAGAAUAUGGUAGCAUAUAUGAUAUAUUUUGAAGAUCUACAACCUCUUUUAAUCAUUGUUUUUAUCAUGUUAUGG
Molecule: messenger RNA, 819 nt
Organism: Lactuca virosa
Lineage: Eukaryota; Viridiplantae; Streptophyta; Magnoliopsida; Asterales; Asteraceae
Source: the annotation of a GenBank genome assembly